CGUGCGGCUGAAACGGGAUUCGCCAGAACCCUUCCGGUCAGCGGACCGAGAAGUUCCGGUCAGCAGCGGGCGGGAGGCCGGGCCAUGGCCCUGCGCGGCCCCGAGCAGCGGCCCCGCGGCGGGUCGCCGAUGAUCUGGAGCGUGCGGGCGGCGGCGCGGGAGCAGGCGGGAGCGCGCGCGCCGGGAGCGAGCGCCUGCGGCGCGGUCGCGGUGGAGAACGUGCUGCGGGCCCUGGGCCUGGGCGCCUCGGCUGACGCGGUGGAGCGGGCCGUGCGGACCCGGCUGAGGGAGCUGCACGCCCCGCUGCCCCGCUACUUGAUGUCCCGGAGUGUGGCAGGUGCGACCCACGAGCAGCUGCUGGAGGGAGCAGAUGGGGCCAGCGAGGGCAGGGUCACUGGCAGGUUCUUCAGCUUCUACCCAGAGCGGGCAGUGGAUCUGACGUCCUGGCUGGCUGGCUGGAUCAGGAAGGGGGCUGUUCCUGUAGCCACCAUGAACAUGCAAGUGGCAGUGCCAGAGGGGGAAGAGAUCCCAGAUGCCUGGCACCAUCAGAUGAUCUUCGGAGUGGGUGCAGAGGGGAUUUACAUGACCAAUCCCCUAGAGCUCGUGAGCAGUCACAUUGUGAAGCAGCACCUGUGCAGUGCCUCGCUGCUCCUGAUCCGGCAGCAGGAUGUCCUUGCUCGUCUUCCAAGUGAUGCUGAGCAGUCGGUGCUCACAGAGCUCAGGGACCAUCUGCCAUGGAGACAACUGGAUGUUGCAGGUCAGGUGGCUCGGAUCAUCGCUGGGAACACCGACGGUUUGGGCUCGCCUCACCUGGUCAUCCCAGCCGCCUACAAGUCGGGGAUCACGCUGUUCGUUCUGAGACACUCAGAAGUGGCCAGUGAGCUGUUUUCAGCCGCAGAGUUGCCUUUAUCAGCGGAUGGCGAUAAUCAGAGCCUGAACAACAGGGAGAACAGAGGCCUGGACUCUGGGGGCAACUGAGUGCAGAGAUGUGCCAGAGCCUUUAGGCUGCAGACCCCUUGGGCCAGUCCAGGAGGAGUGUCAUUGACUGGCACAGCACAGGACCCGGCCCUGUCACCACCAUGCCCAUGCCAACUAUCGAAUACCCAUCUACUUUCAUCUCACUCUCCAGCACUUGCCCCAUGGCCUUCGUGAUUGGAACCCACGCGGUCACAGGGCGAACAUGCAAACACCACGCAGACAGCAGCCAUGCUCAGGAUUGAAGCUGGGUCACUGGAGCUGUGUGGCAGCGGAACUACCUGCUGCAUCAUCCAGCUGCCUGUGCCUGCUGAGUGAUGUAUUUCUGUGACUUGACCUGCUAAUUCCAAACGUUUAGUUGAAAACUGUGAGUAGUACAAAGGUAAGAAUCAGGAAUGUGCAGGAUCCUGGGUGACUUGAAACUGUAAGUUUUCUUUCAAAAUCAGUUUACAAAUCCAGACAGUUUGAAAAUAAGAUUUGUAGAGUUGU
Pristis pectinata (smalltooth sawfish) is the source of this 1464-nucleotide messenger RNA. RefSeq lists its product as uncharacterized. The coding region runs from base 85 to 978 and encodes 297 amino acids. The transcript has 4 exons. The record is from RefSeq and is a predicted model, not a curated record. NCBI's taxonomy places the organism in Eukaryota, Metazoa, Chordata, Chondrichthyes, Rhinopristiformes, Pristidae.